AUGCGUCCUGCUAUCUUCAGUUGCCGGAACAUCCCGCUCGUGUCGCUUCUGUUGGUGCUGGCUCCGGUGAUUUCGCCUCGGCAACAACAGCUCGUGCAAGCUAUAAAGCUCGACAUUCCUCUCGAGUUCUACCGCGGCGAUGUAACCUACUUGAACAAUUUCGCAGCAGCCAUACCAAACUUCCCGCCGUACGCGUGGGCUGCUGACGUGGCACCGCCAUGCCCCACUGGCAACUGGAUAGGCGUGACGUGCAAUUCAGAUAACUACGUGACUGACGUUGACCUAAGCGCAAGCAACGUGACUGGCAAUUUCCCAAAGCUCAAGGGUCCCUUCUCGUUUGACAUUGCUGCUGUCAUAUUUCUCAAGACCCUGAAUCUUGCGGGCAACAAACUCCAUGGCGCAUUUCCCAGCGAGCUGGCCCUCUCACCCAGCCUCGCCGCCCUCAACGUGGCAAACAACAGCCUCACAGGGCGCCUGUCCGAGGACCUCUGCAACCUCAACCUCACCUGCGUCAACGUGAUGGGCAACCCUCUCCGCGGGCCCAUCCCCUCGUGCUGGAGGAACUUCACAUGCCAAGACUUUGCCAACACCAGCCUCCUAGUCGUUCCCAACGAAACAUGCCGUGAUGUCCCCUACCACAGCUGCAACCCGCCUCUCGCAGUGGCCGUGGCACCCCCAUCAGCUGCAGCCUCCUCUGUCAACGUCGUUGCCAUCAUUGCGGGUGUUGUGGGGGGUGCGGCAUUCAUUGCGCUGGUGGUUGCGGGGGCGAUGGUGGUGAUGAAGCACAUUGAGAGGAAGCGCAGGGAGGAAGAGGAGAGGCGCCUGGAGCAGGAUUUGGAGACCCAGAUCUCAUCUCGCCACUUCGGAACCCUGAGGCGCUUCACCUCAGAGGAGCUGAAGAAGGCCACCAACGGGUUUGACGAGGACUAUGUGCUGGGCGAGGGCGGGUUCAGCAAGGUGUACAAGGGCAAGCUGGAGGACGGCAAGUUCGUGGCUAUCAAGAGGAUUAAGGAUGAGAAACGCGCGGGUGGCGAGCUGCAGUUCCUGUCUGAGGUGGAGAUGAUCAGCCGGGCCGUGCACCGCAAUCUCAUCCGUGCCGAGGGCUUCUGUGUGGAGCGCGGCGAGUGCAUGCUGGUGCUGCCCUUUUGCUCCAACGGAUCUGUGGCGUCCCGCACGCAGGGCAAGGAGGGUAACCCCAUGGACUGGCCGACGCGCAUGAAGGUGGCCCGGGGAGCAGCGGAAGGGAUAGGCUAUCUGCACACGGACUGCAAGCCAAAGCUGGUGCACCGCGAUAUCAAGGCGGCCAAUGUGCUGCUGGAUGAGAACGACGAGGCAGUGAUUGCGGAUUUUGGGCUGGCCAAGGAGAUGGACGUGAAUGAGACGCAUGCCACCACUGCUGUCAAGGGCACCAUCGGACACAUCGCCCCUGAGUACUUUGUGAGCGGGCAGUGCUCAGAGAAGACGGACGUGUAUGCCUUUGGGGUGUUCCUCCUGGAGCUCGUAUCGGGCAAGGACGUGUACGGAUUGACUGUCGUGCCCGAGGCUGAGGAGAUUCUACUGAGGGACUGGGUGUCGCGGCUGCUGGUGGAGGGGAAGGCAGAUGUGCUUGUAGACCCAGAGGUGAAGAAAGCCGAGGGGGCAGUGGACAUGGGGCAGGUGGAGAAGAUGCUCCAGGUGGCGCUGCUGUGCCUCAAGAACGACCCGGCUGGGCGACCCACGAUGGAGGACGUGGCUAAGAUGGUGGCUGGGAGUGAGCUCACAGAGAAGUGGCAGCAGUGGCAGGCUGAAGCUGGGGCCAUGAGAGCAGAGGACCUCAUGGCUGUUGUCAAGAACCCUUCGCUCUGGGAGAACACAACAACUGGAAUCUCGCUCGAAGCCUUCAAUGUUACUGGGCCCCGUUGA
This is a messenger RNA of Closterium sp. NIES-65, 1902 nucleotides long. Lineage: Eukaryota; Viridiplantae; Streptophyta; Zygnematophyceae; Desmidiales; Closteriaceae. The record is from the annotation of a GenBank genome assembly.